AAGGGAAGAAAAGCCACUCGCAUACUUAACCCGCUGUUACCUACUCUCCUCGGCGGACUCGCCUCGUUGCACAACACACCCGGAACCCCUUCGCCUUUUUUAUACAACCAACCUUUCCUGUCUGUUGGGACGUAUCUUGCGUUUGAUACAGCCCCGUGAUGGAUCUCUCACCUCCAUCCUUGACCAGGUCACCGGCGUCACCUCCAAGUACAAAUUGCUCUGACAGCCCUACUCUGGACUAUCCCUCUCCGGAUUUUGUUGACCCCAUCUACAAGAUUGCUUCCAUGUUUGAGCAGUCUUGCGCGACGAUGCCUAACAAUAUGGGUUCCGAAAACUCGCUCCCGCCUCUGGACGUGAUGACCUCGACCGGCUGGAGUGGGACACCCGUGAUGCACCCUAGCUCGACAUCAGGCGCGCCGAAUAUCAUGUCGGCCGACUACGACACUUUCGCUCACUACGAACCUAGCAUGCAUGCGUCGUACAGCCACGAAUUAUAUUCGUCUCACCCGUCCCAGGCAUCAGUUCUCUCAAGUAGUACCCCUCCCCCAAUGUCUUCGGGUGCCUCUCGUUCACCGGAUCCAAACUCGAGGCACGCUUUCGGCUACUCCCAUAGUGUUUCGCCCAUACCGCGGAUUAAGAUGGAAAAUCCUAACGCUAUGGCAGCCGACUAUGGUAACGGUGCUGAGUUAACUCAGUACCCAUCCCCUCGCUCUGCUCAGUCUUUGCCUUUAGAACCUAGCAGCUACGGCUCGACUGCCGGUAGCUCUGGCUAUCUGUCGGACGUCCCUUCAGGUUCGUGGCCAAGGUCUGAGUACCCGUCUCUCGAGUCGGACCAAUUCUACGCCGGCCCUAGCGCUUCAGGGGCUGCCUUCUCUCACGACAGGCGACAGCUUCGUGUACCAAGGACGCAAAGAAGACAACCUAGGAAGCUAACGACGAAAGAGGAUGCUAACUUCCAGUGCGAAGUCAAGGGUUGCGGCAAGCUGUUUAGCAGGAGCUACAACUUCAAAGCUCACAUGGAAACUCACGACGAGAAGAGGGAAUACCCCUUCCCCUGCACAGUACCAGAUUGCAACAAGAAAUUUGUGCGGAAGACGGACUUGCAAAGACACAACCAGAGUGUUCACAUGAAAGAGAAGAACCACAAGUGUGACUAUUGUGGGCGGAUGUUUGCGCGGAAGGAUACCCUUCGAAGACACAUGGAAGAUGGUUGCUCUAAACGCUUCGACCUGGGUACUUUGGACUUGCGCGCCGAGAGUUACGAUGCCUAUCCAGCGCCGACGAGAACGCUCGGUAGCACUCCAGGACACCUUGUUGCGCCCGAAGCUCAACUACCGUCUAUGACGAUGCCUCAGCAACACCACCAACAGCACCCCGGGAGCAACCUUUUGGCACCUAUGCCUUUUACGAAGCGAUGAAUUUCUUUAUUAUCAUUACUAUUAUUCCCCCACUACGAUAACGACGAAGACGAUGGGUUGGCAGGGCGGCAUUCUACCUGUUCCGGUUCUACAUUGUCAUUGAUUACCUUGUACGCAUACCCUCGGGAC
This is a messenger RNA of Annulohypoxylon truncatum, 1547 nucleotides long. RefSeq lists its product as uncharacterized. Gene Ontology annotation, cellular component: nucleus. The record is from RefSeq and is a predicted model, not a curated record. Bases 159 to 1418 code for a protein of 419 amino acids. NCBI's taxonomy places the organism in Eukaryota, Fungi, Ascomycota, Sordariomycetes, Xylariales, Hypoxylaceae. The transcript is spliced from 2 exons.